Molecule: messenger RNA, 2643 nt
Organism: Pogoniulus pusillus (Red-fronted tinkerbird)
Lineage: Eukaryota; Metazoa; Chordata; Aves; Piciformes; Lybiidae
Gene: ANKRD16
Product: ankyrin repeat domain 16
Exons: 8
Coding region: 82-1365 (427 amino acids)
Cellular component (GO): nucleus; cytoplasm
Molecular function (GO): protein binding
Source: RefSeq, a predicted model, not a curated record
GGGAGGGUUCUCCGGUCGGCUGCCGGUGACGCCAUCACGCCGGCUCGCGACGCCACGCGCGGCCCCUGGCGCAGCGCGGCCAUGGUGGAGGGGGAGAGGCCGCGGACGCUGCUGCGGCUGGUGCAGGAGGCCCGGCUGGACUCCCUGCGGGAUGAGCUGCAGCAGGACCCCAGCUUGGGCCCAGCCCUGCAGAGCCAGCGCUACGGGCGCCUGCGGGACACGCUGCUGCACCACGCUGCCCGCUAUGGGCACCAAGAGGUCCUCGCCUACCUGGUAGAGGUGUUGGAGAUGGAUGUGGAGGUGUCCAAUAGUGACUACAAGAGACCUCUCCACGAAGCGGCCUCCAUGGGCCAUAGGGAGUGUGUCUCCUACCUCCUGGAGAGAGGAGCAAGUGUGGACUGCUUGAAAAAGGCAGACUGGACUCCCUUAAUGAUGGCUUGCACCAGGCCAAACCUGGAAGUGAUCAAAGCUCUGGUGGAGCACGGAGCCAACCCACUGCUGAAGAAUAAGGAUGGCUGGAAUUGCUUCCACAUUGCCAGCCGGGAGGGUCAUCCCCAUGUCCUCCAGUAUCUGCUGGAUGUGUCCCCAAGCAGCUGGGACACAGAGAGCACCAUAAAGAGAACUCCUCUGCACACAGCAGCGAUGCACGGCUGCCUGGACGCUGUGGAGCUGCUUCUGGAGCGAUGCCAGUACAAACCUGACAGCAGAGACAGAUGUGGAGUCACUCCCUUCAUGGAUGCCAUCCAGAAUGGGCAUGUUGACAUCGCCCGGCUGCUCCUGGAAAAACACCAGGCCAGUCCUUCAGCCGUGGAUGCUGUGGGUGCUCAGGCUCUGCACCGGGCAGCUGUGACAGCCCAGGACGAAGCCAUCCAGUUCCUUGUCUCGGAGCUGGGUGUCGAGGUCAACGAGAGAGCAACCCCCCUCCAGCUCACAGCUCUGCACUAUGCAGCUAAGGAAGGACACGCACACACCAUCCAGACACUGCUGUCCCUUGGCGCUGAUGCCCAAGCAAAGGAUGGGAAAAGCCGUUCAGCCAGAUCUUCCUGCUCAACCUCUGUCCAGGCCAACCUCAGCAUUUCCACUGUCUGUACAUCCAGACGGACGUCAUUCCAGUCCUCCAAGACAAUCUGCAGUUGCCAACAAGGCUGUCUGUCCCAUCCUGACUUGCCUGUGUGUCAUGGACUUGUCCAACAGGGAUUGAUGAUGGUGGAUCAUACAGAUCAGUGGUUGUCUGAUCUCAACGAAGCCAAAUGCAAGGUCUUGCAGCUAGAGUGGGUAAAUGCCCAGGAUCAGGCCAGGAUGGAGGAGGAAGCAGCUCUGUGGAGAAGGACUUGGGGAUUCUGGUGGGUGAAAAGCUGGACAUGAGCUGACACUGUGUGCUCCUAGCCCAGAGCCUAUCUGUCCUGGGGCUGAUCCCCAGCAGCUUGAGCAGCAAGUGCAGGUUGGUGAUUCUGCUCCCCUGCUGUGCUCUGCUGAGACCCCACCUGCAGUGCUGGGGCCAGCUCUGGAGUCAGCACAGGACAGACAUGGACCUGUUGGAGUGGGGCCAGAGGAGGCCACAGCAGUGAUGGGAGAGCUGGAAGUCCUCUGCUGUGAGGCCAGAUAGAGAGGUGUGGUUGUUCAGGUUGGAGAACAGAAGGCUCCAAGGAGACCUUCUGGUGGCCUUUCAGGGCUGAAAGGGGCCAAGGAGAAAGCUGGGGACAGACUUUUACAUAAGAGGCUGUUGUGACAGGACAAGGGGUGAUAGUUUGAACUACAAGAGAGAGAUGUAAACUAGAUAGAGAAGGUGGUGAGACCUCAUCCCAGGUUGCCUAGAGAGGUGGUAAAGGCCCCCAUCCCUAGAACCAUUCCAGGUCAUACUGUUUGAGGUUCUGAGCAAUCUGUUCUGGUUGCAGAUGUCCCUGCUGACAGCAGGGAAGCUGAACUAGAUGACCUUUAAAGGUCCUUUCCAACCCAACGCCUUCUGUGCUUCUAAAUACUGAAAGCCAUUUAAAAGGAGCUGCACUGCUCCCAUCCAAGCCACCAUGGUAGGGUUUUGACAACGUGAUGGAACUUGUCAUACUUCUUCAUCACUCCCAGCAUGUUGCCCUCUGUUGUGUGCCCUGGUAGGCCUGUAGGACUCAGCCAUCUGACCACAUUAAGAUGUCUUAAGCUCUGCAAGUGUCUAAUCCAUGCCUGGCAGCCCUGAGGCAUGUAAGCAGCUUUGCCACUGCGUACGUGCUCCUUGCCCGGCUCCUUCCCCAGGAUGUGGCUCCAUGGGGCCUUAAAACCAGUCUGCAACUGGGAAAUUCCUGCCUAGCUACAAGGAAGUGGUGGGUGGAGGAGACUGGGUAGAGACAAGGAUUAAAAAAAACCCACUUAGAUGUUUGUUAAAAAGCAAAAAAGGAGGCUCAGAGCUGAAGAAGGUCCUGGCUCUGUUGUGUUGGUGCUGGGCUGUGGUUUGGUGGUGGAUGGGGGGGGAUUUCCUGCAGCCAGUGUGAGCCUGGGGGACAGCAGAAAGUCUUCUUGGGGUAUUUUUUGGGGCAGAAAGAAGGAAAUGCAAGAGGGACUGUGUGUGAGAAGUGAAAGUGGCAUUUGGGAAGUAGAAGAGCGUCAAGAAGUGUGGUUUCAUUGUGAUCAUUAAAGUGCUGGAGUUAGAAGUGA